Molecule: messenger RNA, 5483 nt
Organism: Drosophila innubila
Lineage: Eukaryota; Metazoa; Arthropoda; Insecta; Diptera; Drosophilidae
Gene: Fs(2)Ket
Product: importin subunit beta
Exons: 7
Coding region: 461-3121 (886 amino acids)
Biological process (GO): protein import into nucleus
Cellular component (GO): cytoplasm; nucleus
Molecular function (GO): nuclear import signal receptor activity; small GTPase binding
Source: RefSeq, a predicted model, not a curated record
AAACAUAACUGACAACUAUACCCAAGUAAUGGGUUGCCACCGUGUGCAAUGAACGACGCGCACCAGUUUUCCAUGUGGAGUUAAAAUUUCGACAGAGCCGGCCUGCUUCAGUUUUCUUUACAAUUCAGAUAUUUGUCUCGGACUUGAAAAUUGUUCGAAAUUAAUAGCAACUUGACUAUUUUACGUUUCAUUUCUUAAUAUUUUGAGAGCAAGUCGCAUUUGUCCCGCGUUUUUUUGACAGAUCGAAUAGGCAAAAUCGAAAUAGCAACACAGCUUUGGCAAUUGGCAACGCGCAGACAAAGGGGAAAAAUACACGCACACAGCUGGCCAAUAUAGUCUUCAUAUUUGCUCAUACACCUGCACAAGCACAGAAGGCUAAACGAUUACGAAAAAUUUCCACACAUCCCCGCCCUAGCAUCUACAUCUCUUAACGAAAUUGAAAGUAAAAAAGAGCGCAAAAAUGACUUCGGACAUAGCAAGGCAAUUAAUUGUUAUUUUGGAGAAGACGGUAUCGCCAGAUAAAAAUGAACUGCUCUCGGCGAAGACUUUCCUGGAGCAGGCGGCGGCCAGCAAUUUGCCGGAGUUCCUCAAGGCACUCUCCAAAAUACUUGUCGAUACAACAAAUAGCGCUGUGGCGCGCAUGGCAGCUGGUCUACAAUUAAAGAACCAUUUAGUGAGCAAGGAUGAGAAGAUCAAUCAACAAUAUCAGGAGCGAUGGCAUCAGUUCCCCGAGGAGACACGCGAGCUCAUUAAAAAUAAUAUACUCGCCGCAUUGGGCACUGAGAAUACGCGACCAUCUUGCGCUGCCCAAUGUGUUGCCUAUGUGGCCGUAAUUGAGUUGCCCAUCAACCGAUGGGGCAUUCUCAUACAGACGCUGGUCAACAAAGUCGUACACGAGGGCUCCAGUGAAAUGCACCGCGAGGCAGCACUGGAGGCGAUUGGUUACAUAUGCCAGGACAUUCGCUAUGGCGUGCUGGAGAAUCAAUCCAAUCAGGUCCUCACGGCGAUCAUACAUGGCAUGCGCAAACAGGAGCCGAGCAAUCAUGUUCGCUUGGCUGCAACAACGGCGCUACUCAAUUCUCUAGAGUUUACCAAGUCAAAUUUUGAAAAGGACAUGGAGCGCAACUUUAUUAUGGAGGUGGUGUGUGAGGCAACUCAGUGCACAGACACACAGAUCUGUGUUGCCGCCCUGCAGUGUUUGGUGAAGAUCAUGUCGCUUUACUACCAGUUCAUGGAACCAUACAUGGCCCAGGCACUGUUUCCAAUUACCCUGGAAGCCAUGAAAUCCGACAAUGAUGCCGUCGCCCUGCAGGGUAUUGAGUUCUGGUCGAAUGUUAACGAUGAGGAAAUUGAUCUUGCCAUCGAGAGCCAAGAGGCCACCGAUCAGGGACGUGCCCCACAGCGUGUUUCCAAGCAUUAUUCACGUGGUGCUCUUCAGUACUUGACGCCUGUUCUUGUCGAGAAGCUUACCAAGCAAGACGAGUGCGAUGAUGAGGACAGCUGGAGUCCUUCUAAGGCAGCUUCCGUCUGUCUGAUGUUAUUGGCCACUUGCUGCGAGGACGAAAUUGUGCCCCAUGUCUUACCAUUCAUUAAGGACAAUAUUGAAUCACCAAAUUGGCGCUAUCGCGAUGCUGCCGUCAUGACCUUUGGUUCAGUGCUCAACGGCUUGGAACUUAACACGCUCAAGCCGCUCGUGGAGCAGGCGAUGCCAACUCUUAUACGCCUCAUGUACGAUUCCAGCGUCAUUGUGCGCGACACCACGGCUUGGACAUUUGGACGCAUUUGCGAUAUCAUACCCGAGGCAGCUAUCAAUAAAACAUAUUUGCAAACGUUGCUUGAGUGUUUUGUAAAGAGCUUGAAGUCGGAGCCUCGUGUGGCCGCCAAUGUAUGCUGGGCUUUCAUUGGACUAUCGGAUGCUGCUUAUGAUGCAGCCAGUGCCAAUUUGAAGGAGAACGAAGCACCAGAAACUUAUGCUCUUUCGCCAUACUUUGAGUUUAUUGUCACACAACUGCUGGAGGCGACAGAUCGUUCGGAUGGCGCUCAAGCGAAUUUGCGUGGAGCGGCCUAUGAGGCGCUCAUGGACAUGAUUAAGAAUUCUCCCCUGGAUUGUUAUCUGGUUGUGCAGCGCACAACAAUUGUUAUCUUGGAGCGUCUUAACCAGGUCAUGCAGAUGGAAUCGCACAUCACCAAUCACAAUGAUCGCCAUCAGUUCAAUGAUCUACAAUCGCUUCUCUGCGCCACACUCCAGAGCGUGUUGCGAAAGGUUCGCGAGGCGGAUGCACCGCAAAUUUCGGACGCCAUAAUGACAGCUCUAUUGACCAUGUUCAGCUCGAGCGCUGGAAAAUCUGGUGGUGUUCAGGAGGACGCUUUUCUGGCCGUCUCCACGCUGGUCGAAUUGCUCGGCUAUCAGUUUGUCAAGUAUAUGCCAGCCUUUAAGGAUUUCCUUAUAAUGGGUCUGAAGAAUCAUCAGGAGUACCAAGUGUGCUGUGCCUCCGUUGGACUUACUGGCGACAUCUGCCGUGCCCUGAAGCACUUGGUGGUGCCCUACUGCGAUGAGAUCAUGUCUGUGCUAAUGAACGAUUUGGCCGAGCCGACUUUACAUCGCAGUGUUAAGCCGCAAAUUCUGUCUGCCUUUGGGGACAUGGCUUUGAGUAUAGGAAGCGAGUUUCUUAAGUAUUUGAAUAUGGUGUUGGACAUGCUGCGUGCUGCUUCCAAUUUGCAGGUUGAUAAUUCCACCUUCGACAUGGCCGAAUACAUUUCGGAACUGCGGGAGAGUGUCCUGGAGGCGUACACCGGCAUCAUUCAGGGCCUCAAAGGUGUUGAGCAAACGCCCAGUACGGAUGUGUUCCACAUCGAGCCUCAUCUGAUGCACAUUAUUGAAUUUAUAAAGCGCAUUGCGCAGGAGAAUGAAGUGUCUGAUUCGAUGAUGGCCAGCGCAGCUGGAUUCAUUGGUGAUUUAUGCACUUCGUUUGGUCCACGUCUCUAUCCACUGCUGGAUGAUGCUGUUAUCACACAAUUUUUGGCCGAGGGUAAACGCUCGAAGGGACCACGCACCAAAAUGCUAUGUGCCUGGGCUGCCAAGGAGAUCAAGAAGAUCAACAGUCAGGUCAUUGCUCAAUAAAUUAAUUUUUAGUUGUAGUUGUGUGUGUGUAUAAGCAGCCAAACUGUCCAGUCCGAAUUAGAAAAAAGUUCUAUCUGCAAAGUUUGUUUGUCCGAUUAUUAUUGUUGCUGUGCGACGCCUAAAGUUUAAGCAAAUUGUGUGAAUACAUUUAAUUUUAAGCAAAAUCCUGCUAUGAUUAUGAUAUUUAUAUUGUUAUUAUUUUUUUCUUUGUGUGAGAACAUCUGUAAAUUCGAUAAUUCCUAAAAAGCGACACAGAAAUGUCGAAGUUCACUAUCCAACUAUAUUACACUUACUUUAUAAGCAAUUAUUACGACAUCUUUCUAUCAUUUUAAGCAGCCUACUGGCCCAAUCUUUCCUUUAAAUAUGACACUUUUAUAGAACCCGUAAAGCAAAUGAAAAAAAAAAAACAAAUUUAAACAACACAAAAUAGUUAUUUCCAAUUAUGUCUAUUAAUUUAAGUUGAAAAUUGGUAACACAUUAAAACACUAAAAUCGAUAUUAAAUACACACAGCGAUAUUGGAUAAAAUUAUCUUUUACGGCUGCUGCUACAUUAGAUUUUAAGAUCCACAUUAUGUAAACUAGCCCAAUUGAAAAGGGACAGCAAAAAAAGAAAAAAAAAAAAAAAAAAAUUAUAAUGAGAACCUUAGUUGUGUGUGCUCUGGAGUGUGUAUGAUUAUGGCUGUGUGUGUGAAUAUGUAUUCGUAUGUGUGAUAAGAAUGUGUAUGACAUGAAAUAAAUAUCGAAUCUGGAAUCAUAUGUAAUAUGUAUGAAUGAUUAAAAAAAAAUAUAUGAAAAUGAGAGUAAUAUAUAUAAGUCUGAAAUUCCGCAUGUCUGUCUGCGAUUAGUCCAAGAAAAUAAAUAUAUAGAAAGUCGUAAAUAAAUCCCUUAUCAAACAAAAGCCCUGUCUAUUUAUAGUGUGAAUUUGUGCUAUAUGGAAGGAUGGAUGAAUUGUCUGAAAUGGAACUAUAUAAUUGUGAUUGAAGUAUUGUGAGAGUGAAGAAACUUCUUAUAUGCAACUUGAUUUGCGCGCGUGUGUGGCGUGAUGUGUGAUAUUACUAAACGUAAGUUUUUUUCUAGAGAUGUCUAAGCAUAUAUUUUUAAGUGUAUGAAAAGUAUGAAAACUUAGAUUUAAGAACAAAAUGACAAAUGCACGAUAUACCAAAUUUAAAUUUAUAUAUGAUGAAAAAAAAAAAUCAAGACAAAAAGGUUUUAAACGGACGCCAAUACAAAAGUAAUCUAAAAAAACACAAAACAAUUGUAGUACACAACAAAAAAAUCAAUUUAAAUUUACAUUAAAAACACAUCGGUUAAUAAUUUGUUUAAUAAAGAAUUUUAGCUCCCAUCGUUUACAGUUCAGAAAAUGACGCUUUUUUUGCAAUUAUUUAACAAACACACAGUGACAACCAAUCAACUACCUGCAGAUCAUUAUUGUAUUGUAUAUAAUAUAAUUAUAAAAAAAAAACACUAACAACAAAUAAAAAACAAAACAACAACGGACCAGGGAAACCGACAUGUACUUCAUUUUACUUACAUAGGCAUAGAAAGACAAAAGAAUAGAAACAAAUAAGAACAAACAUACAUUAUAGAGGACUGUUUAGGACAGAAUCAGAUUGUUUAUCCAGAUUGUUCAGUAAUGGAUUACAAAAUUAAAUUAUUAACGUCACACAGGUACAUCAUACAAACAUUCUUACAGACAAACAUUUCAACUCUUAACUAUUUGAAUUGUAUCCAGAACCGUUUAAGAUCUUUUCACAAUUGCGUGCAUUUUAUGUAUAAUCAAAUGAAUAAUUUCGGAUCCCUGUAUGCUUAAUGUUUAAUGAAAAAAAAAAACAUUGUAACUACAUUGAAAUUGUCAACGCUUCACAUUGUCAACGUAAUUGAAUCCGUUUGUCAAAACAAAAGCCAUUUCAAAGUUGUUGAUACGCUUGCAAAAGUCUGAAGAUUCACACGAUGAAUUUAAGUUGAAGAAUAAUGGAAUUUCAUCAUGUUUAUCUUCUGACAUGCACAAAUUACACUCUGUCGAUUAUUGGUAUUGAUAUUAGACUUUAUCUAAAAAUCGUACAGCCGUCCAACGCUAAAAACAAUUAUAAUUUGCUUUCCAAAGAUAACAACAUAUCAAGAAAUUAUGUAUGAAGAUAAUUCGGGUGCGUGAUUGAUUCGUUCCUUGGCAACAACUUUGAAUAGGUAAAUUGUUGAAUUCAUAAUAUUAUUGUACUCACCAUUUAUAUUACCGCUAAUGGAUUAGAUUAAUAUAACAACAUUGAAUGGAAACUACAAAUGAUGAUGAUAAAUGUUUGGUGAAUGAUGUUGGUGACGAAAAUAUGUAUGUAUGUCUGUCGCUUGAAUGCCGGAAGACGUCUAG